CGAUACUUCAUAUUCACCUCACUCUCUAGCUCCAUUUACAAACUACAAUGGAGUUAUUAACCGCAUUUAUGCUUUUGUUCACAGCCUCCGUUAGUUUUGCGUUUGCAAAAUUAAUAUUCCGACGAGGUGAAACAUGCUACAUGCUUGACUAUGAAUGUUACAAGGGCAACAAGGAAAUGAAGCUAAACACAGAAGAAUGCGCGAAAAUUGUUUCGCGCAACAAGAAUCUUCGUAUCGAAGAUUACCGGUUCUUGUUACAAACCAUCGUUAACUCCGGCCUCGGUGAAGAAACUUUUGGCCCCAAAAACAUCAUUUCGGGCGAAGAACAACGCCCGAAAUAUGUAGAUUGUCUAUCCGAACUCGAGUUGAUAUUUUAUGACACUCUUGACAAUAUAUUUGCUAGGUCGAAUAUAUCACCAUCUCAAGUUGAUAUACUUGUGGUGAAUGUAUCUUUACUCUCAGCUGUCCCUUCUUUAACAUCUAGAAUUAUAAAUCAUUACAACAUGCGAGAGGAUGUCAAGGCGUUUAAUCUCUCGGGCAUGGGGUGUAGCGCGAGUCUCAUAGCGAUUGAUUUGGUUCAACAUUUGUUCAAGACGCAGAAGAAGAGAUUAGCCGUUGUUGUGAGCACAGAAUCUAUGGCGGGUAACUGGUACUGUGGGAGAGAAAGGUCUAUGAUGCUGUCGAACUGUAUUUUCCGCGUAGGAGGAUGUUCCAUGCUUUUAACUAACGAUAGGGCUCGUAAGAACCAAGCGAUUUUGAAGCUGAAUUGCUUGGUUCGAACCCAAUUCGGUGCAAAUGAUGACGCAUACAAUUGUUGUAUGCAAGUCGAAGAUGACGAUGGAUAUGCUGGUUUUCGUCUAACCAAACUGCUCACGAAAGCUGCAGCUCGAUCUUUAUCGAAGAAUUUUCAAGUUCUUCUACCAAAAGUGCUUCCACUUUGGGAGAUAAUUCGUUAUGCAGUUACUAGAAAAACUGGUUCGAAAAUUAACCUCAAAACCGGGAUCGAACACUUCUGCAUACACCCUGGUGGGAGAGCUGUGAUCGAUGAAGUGGGCGCGAGUCUAGGUCUAGAUGAAUAUGAUCUAGAACCUGCUCGAAUGACGCUGCAUCGCUUUGGCAACACGUCGGCGGGUGGGUUGUGGUAUGUUUUAGGGUACAUGGAGGCCAAGAAAAGACUGAAGAAAGGUGACAGAAUCUUGAUGAUCAGUUUGGGUGCAGGUUUCAAAUGUAACAACUGUGUUUGGGAGGUCACUAGAGACAUGAAUCAACCAAAUGUCUGGGAAGAUGUGAUUGAAAAUUAUCCCCCAAAGAAGAUGAAAAACCCUUUUCUAGAGAAGUACGGAUGGAUCAAUGAUGAGGUUGUAGGGUUUAUCAGACCUGAGGAAAUAGCCAAGAUGCUUGGUUUUGCAUAGACCAUCACUUUUCAAAUCUUCAUCACAUUGAGUGUGAAUCAUAUAAGGGAUGACCUUAUGAAUCUCAAGAAGGUCGAUAAUCGAAAAGGCGAAAAUAUUUGGGACUUUACACCAUGAGCUCACUCCAUUCCAAACAUUGGCCGCGACUAAACAUGCACAAAACAAGUGCUCAGCUGAUUCGUCAUCAGAACUGCAAACCGGACACAACAAUUCCCCGCAAAAAAGGUUUCUAUUCCUUAAUGCAACUCCCGUUGGGAUCCUUUCCAUAUCUGAUCUCCACGCGUGAAUAUUACAUUUGUCCGGGACCCAUUUGCUUCACUCCAUUAUAUACCUAUUAUUUGUCUCCGAAACCGAGUACAACAACUUUUUAACGCUUUUUACAGUGAACAAACCUUCCUGAUCUGCAGCCCAUCUCCAUCUAUCAGCUGCAAAAGUGAUCCAACUAAGAGUGUCGAGAGUAAAAUUGGGCUGGUUUUCCUUUUUAUUAAUGUUUUAAAUCCAAAGCUGAGUUUCAAAUUUUACCAUAAGGUAGCUAGAA
This is a messenger RNA of Helianthus annuus (common sunflower), 1950 nucleotides long. Its product is annotated as 3-ketoacyl-CoA synthase 19. Bases 48 to 1412 code for a protein of 454 amino acids. Gene Ontology annotation, cellular component: membrane. The transcript has 3 exons. Lineage: Eukaryota; Viridiplantae; Streptophyta; Magnoliopsida; Asterales; Asteraceae. Gene Ontology annotation, biological process: fatty acid biosynthetic process. The record is from RefSeq and is a predicted model, not a curated record. Gene Ontology annotation, molecular function: acyltransferase activity, transferring groups other than amino-acyl groups.